Molecule: messenger RNA, 466 nt
Organism: Amborella trichopoda
Lineage: Eukaryota; Viridiplantae; Streptophyta; Magnoliopsida; Amborellales; Amborellaceae
Product: blue copper protein 1a
Cellular component (GO): plasma membrane
Molecular function (GO): electron transfer activity
Source: RefSeq, a predicted model, not a curated record
CCCUAAAAGACCAUAAACCAUGGCCCAAAAGUUCAUCCUCUUCAUUGCCAUUACCUUUUUCCCAGCUAUUGUUCUUGCUACUAAUUAUAUUGUUGGGGAUGAGAUGGGGUGGACCGUAGGUGUUAGCUAUGAGGAUUGGGCUGAAGGCAAAACAUUCUUUGUUGGGGAUACUAUAACAUUCAACUAUCACCAAGGACAGCACAAUGUUGUGAAGGUUGAUGGAAAGGGCUUCCAAAGUUGCCAAGAGGAGCCAAACAAUGGGAUUUUGACCACAGGAGCUGACGCAAUUACCUUGGCUACCCCCGGGAACAAAUGGUACAUAUGCUCAUUUGGGUAUCACUGUGAAAGUGGCCAAAAACUGAAGAUCACUGUCUAUGAUUCAAUGGCUCCAAUCCCAACCCCAACCCCACCACCAGCUCCAAUGCCAUGGCCAAUACCAGAGCCAGCACCAUCUCCAUGGUACUAG